Penaeus monodon (black tiger shrimp) is the source of this 915-nucleotide messenger RNA. RefSeq lists its product as uncharacterized. Gene Ontology annotation, molecular function: nucleic acid binding. Bases 1 to 915 code for a protein of 304 amino acids. The transcript is spliced from 2 exons. The record is from RefSeq and is a predicted model, not a curated record. Gene Ontology annotation, biological process: DNA integration. NCBI's taxonomy places the organism in Eukaryota, Metazoa, Arthropoda, Malacostraca, Decapoda, Penaeidae.
AUGUCCGAUUUGCUGAGCCGUAAAGUUGCUAACAUUGACGAGGAACUGAGCCCUCAAAGAGUUGCAGAGGCACAGCGUAGAGACCCAUCAUGGCAGGAGUUGUGGGAAUAUUUAGAGGAAAUACGGGUGCCAAGACAGAGAUUUCUACUCCAUCUUGAGGAAUUCGAAUUAAGGGAUGGAUUGCUGUAUCAUGUUAGAAUCCUUCCAGAGCGGGUGCUUCAGCAAUUAGUAAUCCCUAGGUCUUUAAGAGAUGUAGCUCUUCAGCUUGUGCAUAAUGACAAAUCAGCUGCACGUCCUGGCAUCUUCAGGACGUGUUGCAGGCUGCGAGAUAGAUUCUACUUCCCAAAGAUGCUUUCUGAGGUGAGAAGGUAUAUCGGUUCCUGUAGGGAGUGUCAGAGAAGGAAAGCGGUCGGUCGUCGUGCUCCUUUGGCCUCGAUGCCCGAGGUCACACAACCGUUUGAUAGGGUCUCGGCUGAUUUGAUAGACAUGCUGGGUUCUGCCAGUGGCCAUCGAUACGUUCUAGUCAUUAUCGAUCAUUUCAUCGCUAUUUGCAUUUGGGUUCCUCUUCAUUCUAAGAAUGCAGAGACUGUAGCAGAUGCUUUUGUGAAGGAAUAUGUUACUCUGUUUGGGCCUCCGAAAGCAUUAUUAACAGAUAACGGGGCAGAGUUUAUAAAUGCAUUAUUAAGAGAUGUUUGCAGGAUAUUGCAGGUAAAAACAAUGUAUGCCACCGCUUACCACCCACAGGCUAAUGGCAGAGACUGUUACUUCCCAGGAAAUUUUACAAAUUUUAUGAAGAUGCAGACGAGGAUCCCGCGAGGGACGUUGCGUGAGAGGCUGAACACGCCCGGACUGCAUCCGGGGGUUGCAAGAGACUCCAGAGAAAGACAGGCGUGUGAGACGUCAUGCAGGAUUUGA